AUGAUAUUGAGUAACUUAAACAAGUUAAUAGGACAAGAACUCAAGCAUCAAACUUAUCACCUAUCUUUUGUCAAUCAUUUCUCACAUGCUCCGCUUGAUUGUAAAGAUAACGCACGUUACCAAGCUCAAAAACCAGUAGUUGUACAAAAUCUUAAGUGUGCCCAUAUAGAGUUAGUGGAAAACCAUAUAAGUCCUGAAGAUUUAGAGGAAUUUCUGAAAUUACGCAAUAAUGACACACCCACCAGCACUCCGUCGUCGGGGGAUCUUGAUUUUUACGCUGAUAUUGAGGCCGCUAGCGGCCUCAUAUUUGGUGAUAAUAAGCAUCUGAAACUAAUUCAUAUUAUUGGUAUUAAGGACUCUACUGCAAAGCUGUCUGUGCCAAAAACCGUAGACUGCUUCGGUUUGGGUUCACUUCUAAAACAAUUAUGGUUUCUGAACAUGCGACCGGCCUCAUCCAAUAGUAUCAAUACUCACUUCUACUUCUCAUCCAGGAAUCAACCGAAGAGAGUGCAGGUGUAUCCAGGUAAUCAGUUUGGACUGGAAUGGGUAGAUUUCGAACCAGCUCGACGGACAGUCAUGAUAGUCCAUGGAUUCAUGAGCCACAGUAAUGCAUCCUGGGUCCACGAUAUGACAAGAGCACUGUUGAACUGGGCAGACGUCAAUGUAAUAGCAGUAGAUUGGAGUAAAGGUGGCAACACUUGGAAGUACUGGCGUGCUGUGGCUAAUACGAGACGUGUUGGCUCUGACGUUACUGGGUUUAUGCGUCAGCUCAUAGCGAAAACGGGAGCCAGCGUAAAGGAUUUUCAUUUUAUUGGACAUAGUCUCGGUGCACACAUAGCGUCCUAUGUUUCGUACCAUUUGGGCAGGGUUUCCAGAAUCACUGGGUUGGAUCCAGCUCAGCCAUGUUUUGGUGAUUCCAGUCGUGAGGAACGGUUGGAUGAUGGAGACGCCGACUUCGUUGAUGUGAUACAUACUAAUGGUAGACUGUUGCAGAGGAUCGGGUUCGGUCUACCAGAUCCUAUUGGUCAUGCUGACUUCUACCCGAACGGCGGCAUGCAACAACCCGGAUGUGUUAACAAGACGAAUUCACUUUGGUCAAAAAUUCCAAUUUCAGCUUCCCGUCUCCAGCAAGCGAUAUGCAGUCACGGAAGAGCUUACUUGCUAUUUACCGAGUCCCUGCUUAGCGACAAUUGCACUUUUAAUGCAUACCGUUGGAACUUGACAUAUGAGGGGGUAAACGCGAGCUUAGUUGCCGCGUGCGAUCGUCACGCGUCGUGUGCUGAGAUGGGAAUAAAUGCCGUUGGAAGUGAUCGAAGACAAAAAGCGAGAGGAGCUUAUUUCGUCCUCACCACAGAGAAAGAACCAUACUGCCCUUCCGAAUGGCAAAGGCAUCACCCUCGCCCUGAUCUCCUACGCGAUUUGCGUCUUGGGUUCCGCAUAGACAGAUCAAUCAAGCCCAACACCACGCAACCAUAUGGGGACCCAUUUGACGUUACCACGACCACACAGAAGAGCUGGUUUCGAAGAUUGAUACCAUUCGGAUAG
Messenger RNA from Leptosia nina, 1545 nucleotides. Lineage: Eukaryota; Metazoa; Arthropoda; Insecta; Lepidoptera; Pieridae. The record is from the annotation of a GenBank genome assembly.